GCAUGUUUACAUUUCCCCUUGACUGAGGUCUCUUUAUCAGGCAAUGGGUUUGUUCUGCUUCUAGUAUAAAGUAACCAAGAGCGGGUUUCGCACACGCAGAUACUGCACGCAUGCAGCGUGCUCAGGAUGACACAGUCAAGUACCGUAUUGAGCAUUUUCAUCCUGUUUCUUCACACCACUCUUGGGGAAAGUGGUUGCACUUCAGCAGAUGGUGAUGGGACUUUUGGAGAUGAUGAACCAGACAAUUUAGACAUUGAAUGCUUCAGCCAGCUGGAAUUUAAGGAUUCCUAUAGCAGCCUGACCUGCAAUUUUACCGAGCUGCCUCCUCACAACACUAACUAUACCCUGGCCCUGUGUACCAAGGAAGACAGCAAUUAUGUGUGCUUCAACAUGGAGAAACAAGAAGAUGUGUAUUUCUUACAAUUCACUGAUAUACUCUCAAAUAAAUACAUUUGCAUGGACUCUGAGAUAAAGAGAAGGGUCUGCAGGAGUCUGGUGGUAACUGACAUUGUUAAGCCUGAAGUACCAUUCAACAUAAACAUCACAUACCAAAAGGAAGCAAACGAGUAUCUUAUUCAUUACAGUACACCACAUUCAUGGAAGAAAUACUUAAGGGACAAAUUAAUACAUCAAAUAGCCUAUCGUCAGGAAAAAGGUUCUUGGCGGACAAUAGAGUCACCAUACCUUCAAGCAAAAUUAUUGGGGAAAAGCCUUGAAAAUGAUGCAUCAUAUGAGGUGAAAGUACGUUCUCAGCCCAACAGAGAUUACUUUAAGGGAACAUGGAGCGAAUGGAGCACUUCCAAGAGCUUCAGGACCACAAGGGAGCAACGCUCGACAGGGAGUUACAGCAGCAUGGUCAUGGUUAUAGUUUCCAUCCUGGGAUUCAUGCUAUCCAUUGUCAUGAUUGUCCUGAUUGUAACUUUUUGGGAAAACAGGAUCAAGCCUGCUGUGUGGCCAAACCUUCCUGAUCAUAAAAAAACACUGGAGCAGCUAUGCAAGAAGCCAAAAAAUAAUUUUGACAUAAGCUUUAACCCGGAGAGUUUUGGUUACGUUCAUAUCCAUAAAGUGGACGGCAUUCGAGCAAAAGCUGAACUGGAAAAUUUUCUGCAGCCAUCAACUGCUCCAGAGACAAACCUUCCAGAAAAAAUUAGGAGCAGAUCAGACCUGAAGAUGAUCCCUGCAGUGACAGACAAAAGCAACUUAAACCUGUCUGUGACUUGUGGAGGAAUCUGGCCAGCUGAAGCCCUGCACAGACUUCUGGGCACUAGCCAGUUUGCAGUCGCUGAAGGAGAUGGUGACUCCAGCACAUACGAUGUGUGCCACUGCAAUGGGGUGACCUUGUGCCAUGAUGGUUUCAACCUUUCUUCUGCUCCUCCCCCAGAUCCAUCCAGCCAGCCUGAACCACAGCCCCAAAAUGGUGACACCAUAUCCCAGAUGCUACCUACCAGUGAAAUGAGGCCACCAAACCACGAGGAAGCCUAUGUCACGAUGUCUAGCUUCUACAAAGUUCAGUAAACCUUAGAGGAAUGACAGCAUACCUUUUUUUCUCUAACACAAGCAGGACACUGAAGCUUUCUGGUUUGUUUUCCUGUAUCCUGUGAGUUCUCAUCUCUGCAACAUAAUGCUCGUAGUGCUUCAUGGUACCUGCAAGAAAGUUGGUUCUCCCACAUUUCAGUGAUAAGUGGCCCAACUUCAGCUCUCAGUAUGCCAUUAGCAAUCUCCACUGCAGCAGAAAUUAAACUCAAUUCAAUCUAACUUUAAUCUUCAGAUCUGAUUAAUCCAGAGCAAUGACACUGCAGUCCUAGCUGAGGAUCACAGCAGGUCUUGUAAAAGAUAAUGAACUCCUGUUAACCUCUUGGUUGCAAAGUUAAGGCUUUAUUAAUAUCUAAGCAAGAAAUAUGGCAACAAAUUCAAGCUAAAUAGAAUCCAAUCGCUUUUAAACAGUGGUAGGUCAAGAAGAACUCCUCUGCAGUCAGUGGAAGUCCAUGAGUUUGCGAAACACCAGUAAAUGAAAAUUGCUAUCAAACAUUAGUUGCCUGGGGUUUCAGGAGCUUGGUCAUCGCAAACGCAGUUUGCUGAGCCCCAAGGAAAAAGGACACAUGGACUCAUCUUAGAAGAUGUUUUCUCAGACUGAUUUUUUUUUUUUUUCCUUGAGAUUAAAACAAAGCAAAACCCUCCAGCCACUACUUUUUACUGUUGAUAAACAUCUGCCCCAGAGCCAGUUUUAGGAUCCACAGGUACUUCUGCUAGUGCUUUAUAUUAAAGAUCUUCAGCAUUUCGUGUAUUAGCAAUUUUAGUUAAGAAAACAAAACAAAAUCAAUGAAAAGCGAAGUCCCAUCUCUUCCUGUAAACUAAAUCUGGGCCAUAAAAUACAUUAUGUUGUCUUUCUCUGCAGCUCUUGUGCAAGAAUUGGUGCAGCAUGUAGGUACCGGCCAGGGCAGAAGGGCUAAGUGGACCAUGUUUGUUUACUAGUGGUAUUUCUAAUGGCUGUGGCUGCAUGAGAAUACUUUGAACUUGGCCAAGUAAUGUCAUACAACAGUGCAAGAGUAACCUAGGAAGAUGGAUGGAUGGAUCCUGCCAGUGAUCAGAAGACUUACAGUUUUUAAAAGGACCUUGUAAAUUGCCUGGAGAUAGCAUUUUAUUAUCCUUUUUUUAAAAUUUUUCUUCUGCAUUAUGAUGGCGUAAGGCAUCCUGCCCCUUCCUACUCACCUUUGCCUGGACUCUGUGCCCAGCUCUGAUGGGUUCCUCUCAUGCUGCCAUGCAGAGAUGGCUGAGCCACUUAACAGUCCCUCUGGGAUGCUGUGCGUUGUGGAGCACACGCUUGGAGAUAAAGCUGCUACAGCCACAUGGUUGCAUGACAGCCGAGCAGUGUGGCCAUGGGAAAUCCAAGCUGCUUUGAUGCACUCUGAGGCUGGGGUUCACCUCACUGUGCAGUCUCAGUUCCUCCAGCUGCUUAAAACUGUCGUUUACUGAAAUGUAUUCACAUUCCCAGAGUCUAAGGGUAAAAGAGUCCUCUGUCUUCAUCAGAGCUGGUUGAAUUUGUUCUGACUGGUAAUAAUCACUGAGAUUAUUACAGAAAAGCUGUAUUUGAUGUAGCCUGCUGGAGAAAAACAGCACUCCCAAGACAGCACUCCACCUUCUCCGCUUCAAUCCAACACCAGGGGAAUCUUCAAACAGGGAGAACCUUAUGGUACCUGUGUGCAAAGGGGAUGAGCAUUUGGCUCAAGGCAUUCCAGUGACAUUUUACAGAAUGGUUUUUAUUGCUGUUUCUCACUGAAUGGAACAUUGAUUGUUGCAGUAGGAAAGAUGAAAAGCCCUGAACAUUCAUUUGCUUCAUAAUGCUUGUAUAUCUUUUUAAAAAGAGCUGCUGGUAAUGCUCAUACUGUGCUGUCUUGCACAGUGCAAUUGUAGAUGCAGACAGAAAUUGUGCUGCAGAGAUUUCUUCUUCCAGUAACAUGGUGACAAACAAAAAGGGGAUAGAGGAAGAAGCAAAAGCACAUCAGAAAAAAUCCUUUACAGUAUGUGCUAUGCUUGCAAUUUUAUAGCCAAAAGCAUAAAUUUGAUGGAUGUAUACAGAUAUAAGCACCUGUAGCUUUGUUUUGGGAAAAAAGAAAUGCAAAUAUGCUCCAAAGCACUGAAGCACCACAAGCACUUCAGGUCCAUGGCCAGCUUUUGGAUGCAUAGCACAUACAUGAAGAUACAGCCAAAGCUAUGUCUUGACAACGCUUCACUGGGUCAGGACCAAGUAGCUUCCUGAUUCUACAAGACAGUUUCCCCCAUAGCUGUUCGCAAAUUCCCAUCUGUCUCAACAUCCACACAGGGACGUCCACUCAGCUUUCACAUGCUCCAUGCACCUUCUCUAGUUCAGCAUAACGUUCCUGCUCCGCACUUUCUGCCUUUCAUGCUAUACUCAGCUGCACACACAAAGAUACGAUGGUGACCCUGGCUUGCAUGUAUCUGCUCUAUGACACCAUGCCUGGAGCUGCCGGCUCCUCUUUGCACGUGCCCAUCAGGCUUCGCCACCUCUUCUGUGCUUAUGGCACAACACAACCUCUCCCCUGUCUGCGCUUCUCCCCCUUAACUACGCACAGCUCAUUUGCGCUAUGCAAACAUCUCCUAGCAGCACACAAAUGCUAAUCUGUGAAAUAAAAUAAGUCUUUUGUC
Molecule: messenger RNA, 4164 nt
Organism: Strigops habroptila (Kakapo)
Lineage: Eukaryota; Metazoa; Chordata; Aves; Psittaciformes; Psittacidae
Gene: IL7R
Product: interleukin 7 receptor
Exons: 8
Coding region: 127-1515 (462 amino acids)
Biological process (GO): cytokine-mediated signaling pathway; positive regulation of receptor signaling pathway via JAK-STAT; hemopoiesis
Cellular component (GO): external side of plasma membrane; membrane
Molecular function (GO): protein binding; cytokine receptor activity
Source: RefSeq, a predicted model, not a curated record